UCGCCUGGGCGACCAGGCUCCCCGAGGCACGUGUCGAGUAUAAAAGUGGAAGGCGGCGCUCUGAAGUGCGCACACAGACUUAAGCAGCAUCAGCCGUGAGGUAAUCCACAUCCCUAAGCAGCAGCAACCAUGUCAGACCUCUGUGUUGGAAUCAAUGGCUUCGGUCGUAUUGGCCGCCUGGUCCUGAGGGCUUGCCUCCAGAAAGGCAUCAAAGUUGUGGCCGUCAAUGACCCCUUCAUUGACUUGCAGUACAUGGUCUACAUGUUCAAGUACGACUCCACUCAUGGCCGUUACAAUGGCGAGGUCUCCCAGGAGGAUGGCAAGCUGAUCGUCGACGGAAACGCCAUCUCUGUCUUCCAGUGUAUGAAGCCAGCUGAGAUCCCCUGGGGCAGCGCUGGAGCCAAAUACGUUGUUGAGUCCACUGGAGUCUUCCUCAGCGUAGAGAAGGCCUCUUCUCACCUCCAGGGCGGCGCACAGCGUGUGGUUGUGUCUGCUCCCUCACCUGACGCUCCUAUGUUCGUCAUGGGAGUUAACGAGGACAAAUACGACCCCUCCUCCAUGACCAUUGUCAGCAAUGCCUCCUGUACCACCAACUGCCUGGCUCCCCUGGCCAAAGUCAUCCACGACCACUUCGGCAUUGAGGAGGCCCUCAUGACCACAGUCCAUGCAUACACAGCCACCCAGAAGACAGUGGAUGGCCCCAGCGCUAAGGCCUGGCGUGAUGGCCGCGGUGCCCACCAGAACAUCAUCCCAGCCUCCACCGGUGCUGCCAAGGCCGUGGGCAAAGUCAUCCCCGAGCUCAACGGUAAGCUGACAGGCAUGGCCUUCAGGGUGCCAGUGGCUGAUGUGUCAGUGGUGGAUCUGACAUGCCGUCUUUCCAAGCCUGCAUCCUACGCUGAAAUUAAGGAAGCCGUCAAGAAGGCCGCACAUGGUUCCAUGAAGGGAGUGCUGGGUUACACCGAGGACCAGGUGGUGUCCUCUGACUUCAUCGGUGACACCCACUCCUCCAUCUUUGAUGCUGGUGCCGGCAUCUCCCUCAACGACAACUUUGUCAAGCUCAUUUCCUGGUAUGAUAACGAGUUCGGCUACAGCAACCGUGUCGCUGACCUGUUGCUGUAUAUGCACUCCAAGGAGUAAGCACUUCCUGCCAAGAGAGGAAGUCAGGAAAGGGACCACCCCCUCCCCAGCCAUCGUCUACUCCCUCCCUUCUCUUUUACACAGAAUCCCACCCAUAGCCUAGUCAUAGCAUCAUGGCCUCUAGCUCUACUACAGUACACGUAGGCAGCAGCAACAGCGUGUUUGAGUGUUCUCAGAGUUUAUCUGUUUUUCCUUUAACGGCGAAACAACCGGCCGGUGAAAGUAUUUGUGUCCGUGUGCCCCGCCCUCCACCUCCCACUUUCACUUUAGAUGUGUCGUUAUGGCUCAGUACUAUGGUAACUACUGUAUCCAUCUCCUUGUUGGUGUGUUUUAAAGGCUUAAUUAUGAGUGGAAGGAGGAGUCGGAGAGGCAGACCUGCUGUAACUCUGCUUAAGAAUAAUGAGACCAAGAAAUAAAACUUGAAAAACCUCAA
Mugil cephalus (flathead mullet) is the source of this 1570-nucleotide messenger RNA. RefSeq names its product glyceraldehyde-3-phosphate dehydrogenase, spermatogenic (gene gapdhs). The transcript has 11 exons. The record is from RefSeq and is a predicted model, not a curated record. The coding region runs from base 130 to 1137 and encodes 335 amino acids. Lineage: Eukaryota; Metazoa; Chordata; Actinopteri; Mugiliformes; Mugilidae. Gene Ontology annotation, molecular function: NADP binding; NAD binding; oxidoreductase activity, acting on the aldehyde or oxo group of donors, NAD or NADP as acceptor. Gene Ontology annotation, biological process: glucose metabolic process.